Molecule: messenger RNA, 2144 nt
Organism: Camelina sativa (false flax)
Lineage: Eukaryota; Viridiplantae; Streptophyta; Magnoliopsida; Brassicales; Brassicaceae
Source: RefSeq, a predicted model, not a curated record
CCCAUUUCCCAAAAUAUACAACACGUUGCACAUACAUACACACAAGAAAGCAUCAACCACGAAAACACACAAAAAGGAGAAAAAAAUGAAAUUGACGUGUAAGUCUUUCAUUGGUCCGUAAACAGAGCUUGUUUCAUGCGUGAACGAGAAACUUGUGUGUGUGUGUUUGUGAGCCAAAACAACAAAAACCCAUUUUUUCACAGAGAGAAGAAUCAUCUUUGAUUCAAUGUUGAUACAGAGCAUCCUCUGUUAGGGUUUUUUUUAGGGUUUCUUCCUUCUUUCUUUCUUUCUUUCUUUCAAAUUAGUUUCUUAUUGGGUAGUCCGUAGAAUCAGAAUUGGGAUUUGGUUCAAUCUUCGUUGUGAAAAAAUCAGAUUUUGAUUACUGGGUUUUAUAAAAGACUGAUUUUUUUUUGUUCUGACUUGGAUUUGUUUGUGGGUAUUGUUAAAGAGACGAAAAGAUUUGGGUUUUGGUUAAGAAGGAUGAUUCCGUCGUUGAUGGUAUCAGCUAUACAGGUAGCAGAGCUAUCAGUGAGCUCCGUUGUUCAUAUGGUAUAUGGGCUUUACAUAUUCAGCUCCGCUGUCGCCGGUGAUCUCACUCAGACGUUGACUAAAUCAAUCUUCAAACCCAAAGCCACCGUUGAAGUCAAACAAAUUGACCAAGAGAAGACGACAGACGUCAAUGCUUUGCCUCCUAUUGUUUUGGUCCAUGGGAUUUUUGGAUUUGGGAAAGGAAGAUUAGGUGGUUUGUCAUACUUUGCUGGAGCAGAGAAGAAGGAUGAUAGAGUGUUGGUGCCUGAUUUGGGAUCUUUGACUAGUGUACACGAUAGGGCAAGAGAACUCUUUUAUUACUUGAAAGGUGGAUUAGUUGAUUAUGGUGAAGAUCACAGUAAAGCUUGUGGGCACUCUCAAUUUGGUCGUUUUUAUGAAAAAGGGGAAUAUCAAGAAUGGGAUGAAGAUCAUCCUAUUCACUUUGUUGGUCACUCUGCUGGUGCUCAAGUUGUUCGUGUGUUGCAGCAAAUGCUUGCUGACAAGAUGUUUGAGGGUUAUGAGAACACGAAUGAGGACUGGGUGUUGAGUUUAACAUCGUUGUCAGGAGCGUUAAACGGGACUACUCGAACCUAUAUUGAUGGAAUACAGCCGGAGGAUGGGAAGUCCCUGAAACCUAUAUCACUGCUUCAGAUAUGCAAACUUGGAGUCAUAAUGUAUGACUGGAUCGACAUACCUUGGCUCAAGUCCUAUUACAAUUUCGGGUUCGACCAUUUCAACAUGUCGAGAAAGAAGACAGGUCUACGCGGCCUAGUUGAUCUUCUUCUUGGCAAUGCAGGCCCUUUUGCAUCAUCUGCAGAUUGGAUAUUGCCUGACCUCUCAAUCCAAGGAUCGAUGAAGCUCAAUGCUAGUCUGCAGACUUUCCCAAACACGUUCUACUUCAGCUACGCGACUAAACGUACUAGAAAAUCUCUUGGAGUGAUGACUGUUCCAUCAGGUGUGAUGGGAAUUCAUCCUUUGCUUUUCAUCCGCGUGUGGCAGAUGAGCCAGUGGCGAUUUCCUCGUGACAUUCCUCUGCCUUAUAAAGGAUACAUAGAUGAAGAUUGGCAGGACAAUGAUGGAGCACUGAACACAAUAUCAAUGACUCACCCACGAAUUCCCGUUGAACAUUCUAGUCUCACUCUUAGUAGUGACUCAGACUGUCUCCCGCUACAACCGGGCAUUUGGUACUACAAGAUCGUGGAGGCAGAUCAUGUUAUGUUCAUUAUAAACCGAGAGCGAGCAGGUGUGGAGUUCGAUUUGAUCUACGACAGUAUCUUUGAGCGGUGCAGGAAACAUGUAUUCAGGAAGGUUCAACAGACAUUGCCUAACGAAGCUCAACACCAGUCAAGGGGAGACCAAGAAGAUUAGAGAGACAAAAAAUGUGAUCAUCAAAUGUAUAGCUUUGUCUGUUACAACAAGAAUCUUCAAAGCUCAAGAUUGAUGUCAUGGGCUUAGAUAUGUAUUUCCUUUAGUUUGAGUCCUAACUCUGACCACCGUCGUAAGAUCCAAACCGAAAAAUUGUUGGAUUAGGAUUUGUAAUUGAGAGACAGUGUUCACUAUCUAUGAUGACAUCUCAUUCGAAGAUAAAAGAAAAGUUUAGGAUAUUGGAUUUGUCA